GAUAAUAAUGGAAUUAUAUGCUCUGGAUACCCGAUUUUAUGCAAGUCACAAUUAUCACAAAAUGUUUUUCAAUGGUUUAUCGGUUGUUCUAAAUAUAAUAUUGGUGAUCAAUGGCAUCGUUAUGUAAAAAUUGAUUAUGAAAGCGAACAGCUUCCAUAUUGUACAACUUUAUUGCAUCGUUCAUCUAAAAGAAAAAAAUGCGAUUAUAUUCAUAAUCUUUCUACUGGAGAUAUUAAUCGUAGUGAAAUCGUUCAAAAACCAUGUCCAGUAAAAUUUUAUAAAUUUACACCUAAAGAUCUUAAAGGCUGUCCUUUUAUCGCAUUA
Racocetra persica is the source of this 324-nucleotide messenger RNA. The record is from the annotation of a GenBank genome assembly. Lineage: Eukaryota; Fungi; Glomeromycota; Glomeromycetes; Diversisporales; Gigasporaceae.